AGUAGCUAGCUCACUCAAUUACAGUCGUCCUUCAUAUAGUUCUCUUCAAUCCGAUCGAACAAAUUAACCGAAUCCAUUGGAUUGGCCGCCGCAAUGAAUUAGUCCCAAAUUGCAACACACCCGACCCAUUCAUAGAAAGAAUUUCCCUUGUCAACUCUUAUACUUUCUCUAUAUAAAUAAAGUAAUCACAAGAAUUUGUGGUCUUGAGCUAUGCUAUGCAUUCCAACAUGCUGCCUUGUAUCUUUAGUUUCAUCUUCCUGCUUCUUCCACCAGUAUUUUCCGCGGGUCUAGUUGCUAAGCCCGGAUGUGUGGAUCGGUGUGGGAAUUUAUCGAUUCCAUAUCCAUUCGGAGUCGGGUCGGAUUGCUCGCUAGAGCCAUCUUUUAACAUCAGCUGCGAUACUUCCAGUGACCCUCCAAAAGCCUACAUCACCAUUCUUGGUACACACGUUAUCGAAAUAAACGAGUCGUAUGUUCGGGUCAAGUACCCGAAUUUCCUGGCUUCAGCUUGCUACAAUUUGUCGUACCACAUGCCUCUUAACCUGUCCGGAACCCAAUACACGCUGUCGGGAGCGAACUGGCUCACCGCCAUCGGCUGCGAUGAUAUGGUGGUCGGCACCGAACUACCCACCAGAAGUUCUUCGGCUGGUAGCACCUGCGCCUCGCUUUGCGCACAGGGGAAUGCUACGGCCGGAAUCGCCUAUUGCCCAGACAAUGGUAAUCGCUCGGUCAUCGGUAACGGCUGUUGCCAGGCCUUCAUUUCGCAAGGCACCACUUACCUGAAAGCACAGUUAACUGACCUAAGCGGAGCAUUGCAACGUCAUAGGCUUUUCCCAUGCAGCUACGCCUUUAUCCAGGAGAUGAGAAGCGCGAAUCAAUCGGGGUUUUCGUAUCACUUAAAUUUCUUACAGAAUAAUUCCAAGGCAUUCCCAGAAGAUGAGUUUAGGGCUACAUUAAUCACGGCACCAGUGGUGCAGCUGAACUGGCGGAUUGGGAAUAAGAAUUGCAGCCAGCAACUAUCGAAUGACCCUACUUAUGCAUGUCGAGAUAGGAGCAUUUGUGUUGAUUUAUAUAACACUGACGGAUAUCUCUGCAGCUGCUUUCAAGGAUACAAGGGUAAUGCUUACCUCAACGGAGGAUGCCAAGCAUUUUCCAAUUCAAUUGCGAAACGGGGAUGCCUGGACCAAUGUGGGAAUUUAUCGAUUCCAUUUCCGUUUGGAGUAGGCCCAAAUUGCUAUUUGGAGCCAUCUUUCAGCAUCGGUUGCAAUUUCUCCAGCAAUCCCCCCAAAGCAUACCUCUCCAUUCUUAAGGCCGAAAUCAUUGACCUUAGCCCAUCCCAGGUUCGGGUAUAUUACCCGAACAUGGCUUUAGCCUGCUAUGAUUCAUCAGAUGGUAAACGUGGGAUCAGCAAGACAGAGAGUCGAAGCUUCAUUAUUGACAUGACUGCAACUCCGUUUACACUGUCGGAUCAAAACAUGCUCACCGCCGUUGGCUGUGAUGAUAUGGUGGUAGGCUACGGUGAAUCCAACCGAAGUUUUGUCGGGGGCAGCUGCGCAGCCUUCUGCACCAGCUUGGAUGAUGUUGACGCUCAUGGAUACUGCGCAUCCUAUUUAUCUGAUAUGGAUAUGUAUCUCCCAGGCGUAGGCUGUUGCCAGACCGUCAUUUCCAGAGGCACCUCUUACCUAGAAGCAAAUUUGACAGACUUAAGUGGACAAUGGCGACGUAGUAAGCUGUUCCCUUGCAGUUUCGCCUUCAUCACACAGAAAACUGAAUAUUCUUUUGGUUAUUCGUUUCCGUUGGAGUACCUUCAAAACUCAACAGCACCACUAUUAGAUGAUUUUUUUUCAAUAAUGCUAGCAAUGGUGCUAGAUUGGAGGAUUGGGAUAGAGAAUUGCAAGCAAGCAAGAAGAAAUCCUACUACUUUUGCAUGUCGGGGUAAUACUAGUUGUGUCGAUUUUGAACCAAAUGUUGGAGGUUACCUCUGCAACUGCUUGAAAGGGUAUGAAGGCAAUCCUUACCUCGGACAAGGAUGCCAAGAUAUUGAUGAAUGUGGUGAUGAUACAACCAAUCCAUGCGAGUCAAAUUCAAUUUGCAUCAAUACUCCUGGCUCCUUUCUCUGUGAGUGUCCAAAAGGGUUUCGUGGCGAUGGAACGAAAUAUGGCAGGGGUUGCAUUGAGCUUCCACCAUCCAAGUCCAAGAUGAUAAUAUUGACAGGCAUGGGCUCUGGAUUUGGACUACUACUAUUACUCUUAAUGUGCAUUUGGUUGUAUAAGAUGUUGAGAAAGAGAAAGGAAAAAAUGGUUAAAGAGAAAUUCUUCAAACGAAAUGGUGGUCUUCUCUUGCAACAACAAACGAAUGAAGGUGCACUUGGAAAAAUAAAAGUUUUCUCUGCGAAAGAGUUGGAGAUAGCCACUGAUCACUUUAAUGAAAGCCGGAUUCUUGGACAUGGAGGGCAAGGCACUGUCUACAAAGGAAUGUUAUCUGAUGGUAAGAUUGUGGCUAUAAAGAAAUCAAAGUUGGUUGAGGAAAAUCAACUAGAACUAUUCAUAAAUGAGGUGGUGAUACUGUCGCAGAUCAAUCAUAGGAAUGUGGUCAAGUUGUUGGGGUGUUGUUUGGAGACUGAAGUUCCUUUGCUUGUCUAUGAAUUCAUGCCAAAUGGAACCCUUUUUGAGCUCAUUCAUGAUCCGAAUAAUGAAUUUCUAGUUCCAUGGAACAUGCGUUUGAAAAUCGCAGCAGAUAUAGCAGGGGCACUAGCCUACUUACACUCUGCAUCUUCCAUGCCUAUCUAUCACAGAGACAUCAAGUCUAGUAAUAUCCUUCUAGAUGAAAAAUAUGUUAUUAAAGUGUCAGAUUUUGGAACUUCAAGAUCCAUUGCUAUGGAUCAAACUCACUUAACAACUCUGGUUAAAGGGACGUUUGGGUAUUUAGAUCCGGAGUAUUUCCAGUCGAGUCAAUUCACAGAAAAGAGUGAUGUUUAUAGUUUUGGAGUAGUUGUUGUGGAGCUUCUUACUGGGCAAAGGCCGAUAUCUUUCGAUAAAACAGAAGAGGAAAGAGGGCUAGCAACACGGUUUCUGACAUGCAUGGAAGGAAACUGUCUGGACACAAUUUUAGAUCCUCAAGUUUGGCAGCAUGGAAGAAAGGAAGAGGUGAUUUUAGUUGCAAGGCUUGCACAAAGAUGUUUGAACUUGAAGGGGAGAAUGAGACCAACUAUGAAAGAAGUGGCUAUUGAAUUGGAAAGUUAUAGGAUAUCUGAAAUGUCCAGCGAUGUGAAAGUUGAAUCUGAAGAUGUGAGAGCUUUUGAAGACAUGCCCACCAUGAUUUCGGACAUUGAAUACACAUGGACAGGUAGUUAUAAGAAUGCUUCUACAUCGUCGUCAUCAGACACACAUCCCUUAAUGUUCCCAACAAUUAUUUGAAAGUUUGUCGUACUAGAGAACGUACCAUUUAUAGUAAUACUCAAAUUAGUGGCUCUCUUUGCACUCUUUCUAGUGAGAGGAUGAUUAAGACUUGAUUCUAUAUGUGCGAGCUGUGAGAUCAAAUUUGAUUUAAUUUACUACAAUAUUUUUAUAUUUAUCUCCUUAUUCA
This is a messenger RNA of Salvia miltiorrhiza (redroot sage), 3582 nucleotides long. Its product is annotated as wall-associated receptor kinase 1-like. Gene Ontology annotation, cellular component: plasma membrane. The record is from RefSeq and is a predicted model, not a curated record. Gene Ontology annotation, molecular function: polysaccharide binding; calcium ion binding; protein serine/threonine kinase activity. Lineage: Eukaryota; Viridiplantae; Streptophyta; Magnoliopsida; Lamiales; Lamiaceae. Gene Ontology annotation, biological process: protein phosphorylation; cell surface receptor signaling pathway. The coding region runs from base 216 to 3413 and encodes 1065 amino acids. The transcript has 6 exons.